Closterium sp. Yama58-4 is the source of this 954-nucleotide messenger RNA. NCBI's taxonomy places the organism in Eukaryota, Viridiplantae, Streptophyta, Zygnematophyceae, Desmidiales, Closteriaceae. The record is from the annotation of a GenBank genome assembly.
AUGACGUGUCAGUCGUUCGCCAGGUGGAUCGACGGCACUGGUCGCGCGGUGACGUCAGCCGCGCGUGCAAACACCUCGCUGCGACACGCCGUCAUCCUAUCGCGACUCCAAACCGUCAAUUCUGACUGUCUACGCGAUCGUCCAGAAUGCCGGCGGGCGGCGAAUGACAGAAGCGGCGGGACUGCGGGACGGCCGUUGGUGUUGCGGGGAGCCGUUGAAAGUGCAAUCCGCAUCUCCGCUGCGCGCUCCGAUCGCCCUCGUUAUAGCAGAUCUAAGUCACCCAUCGCUUAUGUGUCCCCUCAAGAAAAGACUAAUUUUAGGAGGUCGCUGGUAUGCUCGCGAUCCCCUCGCGAGCCGCGCGUCACCAGCGCCAUUCACGGCGGUUGGCGAUCCACGCCCGGCAUUGCCGCGAUUACGCCGUGUGGCCCGCCAGGACGUGUCGGCGCGAUUGGCCCGCAGCGUGCGCGUAGCUUCCGCCGAAGUAGCACGAUCUGUCUGGUGCGGGCGGGAACCGGGAGCGCGGAGUCACGGCAUGGCGCGGGGAUUGGCGCGGGGAUCGGUGCGGAUGCGCGCGCGGAACGGGAGGGGUUCGCGGCGGACGGGAUCAUCGUUCUGGCGGGCGGACUGAAACGCGACGGCAGUGUUCCAGAGUGGGUGGCGCGGCGCCUGGAUGCAGCGGCGGAGCUCUACCGCGCCAUGCACGGGGGGGAGGGGGAAGCGGCCGUGAACGGCGGGCAAAGUGACGCCUCCGCCUCCGCCUCCGCCUCCACCUCUGCAUCCCCCAGCCCUUCCGCCAAUACCUGCCGCUGCCCCAUAGUGGUGCUGGGGGCGGGCACUCCGCACGUGCAGCCGGUGCUGAGUCAGCACGGACACAUGUGGCAUGAGAGCAGCGCGUGCGCUCAGUACCUCGUGGACAAGGUAGCAUCUGGGGCAGGUGGCGUCUGGGGCAGGUAG